Acanthoscelides obtectus is the source of this 2147-nucleotide messenger RNA. Lineage: Eukaryota; Metazoa; Arthropoda; Insecta; Coleoptera; Chrysomelidae. The record is from the annotation of a GenBank genome assembly.
UCGCACUAGAUGAGGCACCGCUAUCAGUCAAAUACACUGCCUUUAAGUACAAACAGUAAAGUACUGACGCGACACCCAUGAAACGGAUUGCCCAAUGAACAAAGAAUAAAACUGAUCACCAGAAGUGGUCCACCACGUGCCUUUUCACUCAUUCCUUUAGGUGAACACCAUUGUCCGUAACUGAAAAGACUACUCGCUACUAGAUGGUAGCAGGCAGGUAGUAAAUGACGUUUACUAUCAUGUGAUCAGCUGAAGUCUGUCAAAACAACAGUCCAUCAUGGCUCUUGAAAGUGGUGGCCUCACUUUUUACAUUUCGAUGUGUGAUUUACUUUUUUGUACUCUAAAAUGCAAAUUUUUCCUAUUUUGACAAUCCUUCUAGACAUAGUUAAAACAUGCCAAACAAAAAAUCGGUAAAACAUCGGUCUCUAAAAACUUUCGGAGACAUAACGUUGAACGAUUUUGCAAACUCUGCUGUUUCCAAAAACAGACCAAAGAAGUCCAGCGAAAGUGUAACAAAAGUAUUGAAGCAUUUUCAGGAAAAGUCAUGGGAUGAGAAACCUGAUGAAUUUGAUGGACAAUUCAUUGAAGAAGAAGAUGAGGAAGGCAAUAUUACAUAUGUACUGAGAAAAGUAGAGCCAAGGAGAAGGAAGAAAACUGUUUCUAAUAGUGAGGAAGUAAAAGAAGUGAGUGGUAAAGACUACCCAAUAGACAUCUGGUUCCUCCUUUCUGAAUACAUUAGACCUGAGGACGUAGGCCGUUUUGCUGGUAUAUGUAAAACAUCUUUUGAGGUUGUGUGUACAGCAAAAUUUUGGUUUAGACUGUACAAAAGGUACUACACUUCAGUUUCCACAUUACCUGAGCAGCUGCAACCUGAAUGCCUUGUACGAAAAUAUGGCCUACGACCCUCUGUUAUUAGGGCACUGUAUCAUAUGUAUCCCCUAUUUGUAAAUCAAAUAAAAUCACCACAGCUCACAGCUGAACAACACCCUGACAUACUAAAGCGAAGACUAUGUGAAUGCCUGUGGCACCAAAAACACAAAGGACACUGGUUAUUUUAUUUUAAGAUGAGAGAGAAAAGAGACAAUUUACUGAAUCAUUCCUAUCGAAUUAAUACAAAAAAGCCAGACUUGUUGGAAAUACUGGAUGAUGUGUCUGCUAAUGUAGAUGAGAAUUGUUGCAUUUUGCAGGUCACCUGUAAAGAUUUCAUUGCCAUUCCACCUGUCUUAGGACAAGUACUCAUAUCAGUGUCAGUCACUCUGUCAAAUGGAAUGAGGUACAACAGAUUGCAGUUAGAUUUUGGAUCGGGCAUAUCAGCAUACCGACCAUCAGACAGCAAUUGUACAUCUAUCAUUUUAGACCCAGUUGUUAAUUACAAAGUUUUAGAUUGGUGGCACCCACAGUAUCCAUAUAGUCAAAAUAUUCAGAAUUUACUCAAUUCAGAUUAGUUUUUUUUUCUCUACAAAGACUUAGCCAAGUGAUGAUUGCAAUUUUACUUUUCACUAUUUCAUGUUAGUAGAACAUGUCUUACGUUAAACAUUCUCCAACAUGAUACAUAGUAGAUCUUUUUUUUGUGAAAUUAUGUAUCUUUGAUUAAAUGAAGAAGUAUAUCUGUUCUUGUAGAAUAAUAUAUUUUUGAAAACAAUUACAUUAAUAUAACAGCUUUACAAAGGACGAAACACUUCAAUGAAGUACCUGCUAAAAAUAAAGGGCUAUUAGAAUUACACCACCUUGGGUUAUUUUGUAAAAGUGAAAUAGCAACAUACCAGCCCAGAACAAUAUUUUAUUUCGCAAAAUUUCGACGCAUCAUUUGUGUGAGAAGGUACACUUAAUUUUUGGGAAUAAUCACUCAACUACAGAACAGGACAUUCCUUGAGGUGUAUAGUGAUCUUUAGUAUUACUAUAUAAAAUAUGAAAUCCCAGGCUUUUGUAUAGAAGGUUUAAUUAAUUUCUUGUUGUUUGGAUUACACUGAAUUGUAGUCGGGCUAAAAUAUCUGGUAAAAGUAAUGUAUCAAUAUGUCCAUAACUCUAUAUUCUGUUUAAGAUUAAAAUAUGAGAUCUACAUUUUUUUAACCAAGCUUGUUUUAUUUUUGCUCAUACCAUGGAUUUAAAAUUGUUAUAAUUUUUGAUAAAGGUACUUUAUAUGUUUA